Molecule: messenger RNA, 2180 nt
Organism: Plectropomus leopardus (leopard coralgrouper)
Lineage: Eukaryota; Metazoa; Chordata; Actinopteri; Perciformes; Serranidae
Product: insulin-like growth factor-binding protein 3 receptor
Source: RefSeq, a predicted model, not a curated record
UGUUGUUUUCCUCGCGCCGCUUCCACGGAACUUCAAACGCUGUAAAUGUCGGAGUCCGCUUUACUAAUCCUCAGGACACUCAAGCAUCUCUGUAUUUUACCAAAACUGGCGACGUGAUCGGAGGAGACUACGCAAAUCCGAGCUUUGUGCAGGUGUAUUUGGAGCCUGAUGAUGGGAUUUUGGCAACCUGUGACCAACCUUAAAGAUUAUAUAUCCCAGAAUCCUCCAGCAUUUACAUUUUUCCUGUGUCUGUUGACCCUGGCUACCACCCUCAUCGGCCUCAGCUCUUAUGGCUACACCCACACUCUGCCUAACCCUGACACAGUGAAGGACUGGAACCAUCUACUAUCCUCCUUAUCACAGUUCCAGCUGUGUGUGAAAGCCAAUGCAAGUUUAUCUGAGCUUGUCUCGCCAGCCCCCUCUCCUAUGAUGGAUACAAAUACUUCACUGAACUCCACAAAGACUCCUUCUCUCACCACUUUGCAUCUCAAGGUUCCUCUGGCUGUGAGUACAGACUCAGACAGUGGCUCUCUGACAGACCUGGGUUUACACACUGCAUUGAGAGCCAGUCAGUUACAUCUUGGAGGCAAUGAGACUGUUAAUGUGACGCUAGAUUUUUUCUCUGGAAAUAAUUCCUACACUUGCCUCACCAUAAGUGCUCCAACAAACCUCCUGCCUAUGAGCCUACUUCCGCCAGAGUGCCCUGCAUCGGAGAAAAAUAUUUCACCCAUCCACAUGGAAGCGAGUAACCAGCUGCCAACUGCAUCACAAACCUGCUACAGUCUUCACUCAGAGACUGAUCCAGCACUCACUGUCAUGUUAACAAAGGAGGAGCAGAUUGUGGCAGUGCGACAUCUGUUGGAAGUCGGUUUUUGUCUGCUAGGAGUCUGUUUGAUACUGUGUGUAGCUGCGAGUCUGACACAGUCACUCACACGCCAUUACCACUGGAAUGGACUGGAUCUACAAAAUGAGCCCUUGGUUGACAGCUGAACAUGUUUCUUCUACUGCAUCCAAAAGAAUCAGCUGCUUGUCGUGGAGAGAGAAGAGCGAUAUAUGUCACUGCUUUUUUUGCAUCCCAUCCCACGGGGAGUACUACUCAGCCUGUGAAAACAGUUGUAUACUGUCUUCUGUUGCUCAGGAGGGAGCUUGUUAAAAGCCAGAGAAACUAACCCUGGUGAUGUCAUCAGGGUUAUCUCAGCUUGGUAUUGAAAGUAAAUAUUUAUGUAGCAUCCUAGGUGAAGGAAUUUAAGCUUCUGCUGCAUGGAUUCUCAACAUUUUUAAUCCAUCUUUUAAGGAGAAUAUUUUGUAAUGGGACCACAGUGUAAUGGGAACAGUUCCCCAACUGGUAAUACCUUCAUUGUUGACUGGUCAUACAUUCACUGUCCAGUCUGUUAUGUGCAGUGCGUGCCAUGUUUACUUCAGGUCCCAUAUUUCUCAGAAUAAUCUGUGAAAAGUGGUCGUUUACUUGUCACUUUCAGCUGGGUGAGAGCUGAACGUGAAGUGUUUUUCCAGUCAGAACUGUAAAUUUUAUUUUAUUUUUUUAAACUGUGAAGGUAGUGGUAUGAUGUACUGUAUUCCUAUCAGCAUGCGUAUUUUCUCUAAAUUUUGCUGGACCAAGAUGAUUUGGCCAUAGGCUAGUUUUGUCUGCUUUACCACUUUAAUUUACAUGUCUGGCUUUGAGAGCUCAUUGAAUCCAGGUGCCAGAUCUACAGAUCCACAAAUAUUCUUGCAUCCACCUACAAUGUGUUACAUCACUUCUUACACAUUAUAGAAGUGAGUGUUGAAGGAACACACAAAUGUCUCUUGCGCCUAAUUAAAUUUCUAAGCAAUUGGCAGUGUUUAUUUAAGCAAAAUAAAAGGGAUGUAAGAUCUGCUGUUAUGAUGCAAGGUGUUUGUAAUAUUUGCUUAAUAACAAAGAGUCAGCAGGACAGUAAGCACAGCAAAGUGUGGUCAGGUUUGUGCAAACCAAUGAGUAACUGAGUCUCACCAGGAACAUUGUGUUUUCCAUCAUUAUUUUCCUAGUUUCAGCCAGAAUUAAACAUUAUUAGUGAAAAAUAUAAAUAUGGGGCAUUUUCUGGAUUCUGACUGGGGAGUUGAAGAACUUGGCAUUAAGUGUCUUUUUACAUGUCAUGUCUGUUUCAUUUGUGGUUCUCCCAAGUGAAUAAAAGCUAUUAAUGUAA